UCCCGGAUAAUCUUCACGCGGUUCAAAAUCCAACAUGGCUGAACGGGAGAUUACAAUCGGAGGAAGGCGACUUUCUCAAUUGAAAGUCGAUGAACUUAAAGUUGAGCUGGAAAAACGCGGCCUCAAGAAAAGUGGAAACAAAGGGGUUCUUAUUGAGAGGCUACAAGAGGCCAUUGACAAGGAAAUGGAAAUGAAAGAAGGGUUUGAGAGCUAUCCUGUUCCACAGCAAGCUCCUGCACGGGUGAGAGAGCCUUGGCCUCAUUCCAUGAUGCAGCAACAGCAACAACCUGGUGGUUUCCCUGUCCAGCCUAUGGGUAUUCCACAAGGAGUGAUAAAUCAGCAACAGGGAUUGUUGAAUCAACCUCGUGUUAUGAUGAACCAGCAGCAGAUGAUGAUGCACCAGCAACAGCAAAUAACCUCACCUGUUCAAGUGAAGGAAUUCAGAGAACAGUGGCCUCAAGCCCAAAUUCCACCACCCCAAAUGAUAUAUCAACAACCACGAGAACAACAAGCCUUGAAUCAAUUAUCUCCAAUGGCAGACAAGAAACCUUUAGCACAUGCUUUGAAUCAUCAAGUUCCUCAGCCUGUCGUUGAACCAGAGGUUGAGUCAUCAAGCUCAUCAGAUAAUGAGCAGGACUCUGCUCAACAGUCUUCAAGUUCAUCAAGCCAGGAAUCAGAUGAUCAUGAACAGGAACGACCCACAUCACUGUUGAACUAUAAUUAUUCCAAUGAUUCGAGGACUGAGGUAAAGGUUACCCCUGUAGUUGCAGAGGAAAGCAAAUCUAUCCCAGUUCAGAAUGUUGAGGAGCAGUCAAAGGAAUCUGUGUCUAUGGCUCCAAAAGAAGAAGAGAUGAUGAAAGAGGAAGAUAUGGUUGCUAAUGAGAGACCAGAGUUAGGACAAGAUGAAAAAGCAGAUGUUGAAAUGGAAGGAGAAAGGAAAGUUGCAGAACAAAAGGAGAUUGAUGUUAAAGAUGAUGAAAAGAAAGAGGUUGUUGAGGAACGUGAGGAUGGAGGGCAAAAUGAAGCUGUUGGUGAGGAAAAGGAAGGGGACGUGUCUAGUGAGUCUCUUAAGAAGAAAGCAGCAGUUUCACCACCAUCUCCUGCAGAAGAAAACACUUUUGAAGUUGAGCCAAGUGAAGAGGACAAAGCUGUUGUGGAGGAGCCAAAAAUUCCAUCACCACAGAAGCCUACCUCUCCAGUUGUAACCAAGAAAAGAAAAAUAAACAUACCAAGAACGUCUCUGCCUACCACUCCUACAUCUGAGGGUCAACCAGGGUCAAGGAAAAGGAGAUGGGGAUCAUCAACAUCAAGCAAGAAAACAUCUUUGUCCAUUAGCACUGAUUCACUUAAGGAUCUUAUUCCAGGAGUGCAAGUGCACACUACCCCUGCUCUGGAAGCAGUCAUGGAUAUAAGAGGUGAUGAUAAUGAUGAAGAAGAGGAGGAACCAGAAGAAAAGAGAAAGACUGAACAGAAAACUGAGGAGGAGAAAGAAGAAAUAUCAGCAGAAACAAUACCAGAAGUGAAAGACGAGGGAAGGAGAAGAAAAGACAGAAUUGUGAAGGUGGAAGAGAAGAAGACUAUCAAGCUUCAAAGGAAGCUUGUUGUCAUGGAAACUGAACCGGAAGGAUUAAAAAUGGAGGUUGAGGAAGAGCCUUCAGAGCACAAACCGGAAGAUAAUCCAUAUCCGAGGGGGUUGUCAGCCCCAGUCCAAGAGGAAUCCCCACUAGCAGCAGGGAAGCGUUCCCCGUCGCCCGCUAAAAAUCCCCGGUGUAAGACACUUCAUGUCAAGAACCUCGUGCGACCUUUCACACAGAACCAGCUCAAAGACCUGCUUGGCAAACAUGGAACCUUGGUGGAGAAUGGAUUUUGGAUCGAUAGGAUAAAGUCACAUUGCUACGUUGUGUACACUGAUGAGGAUGAUGCAGUGGCCACCAGACAAGCCCUGCAUGGUAUCAAGUGGCCGGCAACAAGUCCAAAAAUCCUUGAUGUUGAUUACGCUGAUGAGGAUGAGAUGGCGCGAGAUACAGAAGGUUUUCUCGGUCGCAAGAAGGAAAAAGAACGAGAAGCGAAUGCGGAGAAGGAUGAAAUAAAAGAACCUUCAGUCGAAGAAGAAAAGCCGAUGGAAACAGAAGAAAAAGAAGAAGAAGAAGAAGAAGAUCUGAAGAACGCUGGUAACCUGCUAGAUAAUCUGUUCAAAAAAACGAAGACCAUACCCUGCUUGUACUGGCUGCCACUGACAGAUGAACAGAUCGCGACAAGAGAACGGGAAAGAGAGGAAAGACGGAAAGCUAGACAGGAAGAAAGAGACAAAGAGGAACAAGAACGCAAAGAAAGACAGCAACAACGAGAGAAAGAGCGGGAAUUGGAGCGUGAGAAAGACAAACGGGAACGGGACACUGCAGAGAAACAGCGCUCACGAUCCCCAAGAAAUCGACGGCGAGAACGAAGCAAAAGCCGAAGUAGAAGUCGGGGACCGAGGCGGCGAUGAGUUGACAGUCCGACCUAUUAUACCUACGUUGAAUAGAUAGUUUUAAGUUGGUUUUGUUUUUGAUCCAUCUAAGGGUCGACUUCAGGUCUCUCUUUAAAAAUUAACCACUAAGUUAAUUUUACUUGGCACAUUAGUACUCGAGAAAGGCCUGUUUAUGGCAGCUCUUAGUAUUUCAUCCCGAUAUCAAGCGACUAUGGGGAAGCUUUUCCUUACAUCUGUUGCUUCUAUUCAUUCAACAGUUGACGUUAAUAGCUUUUUACGAACCAUAGUGAUUGGUUGAGUCAUGCUGUCAUUUUAGUCACGUGACCGUGGUUUCGUCCGUCUUCAAAAAUACUGUUUAUUUUUUAACGGUUUUUAGGAAGGAUUAGUGAGAGUUUCUUUUCUCCUCUUCAGGAAUUUGCCACAAUAUUUCUUGAUAUCGUAGACAGAUUCAACGCUUUCUGUUUUUAAGUACUCAUACACUGAAUUCUUUCUGUAGAUGUUUUCUGCCCACGAGGCAUUUAGUUCUUUCUGUUUGGAAGGAACAAGUGAAAUGGGAGAAGUGUUUCCUUGCGUAAGUGACUGAUCAUUCAUAUUGUCUCAAGGUCACAAAUAAAUUCGGAGAUUUUGUAGUGAUUUGCUUUGUUUGUUUGUUUUUUUUUUAUUUUGUUUUCGCAACACAUUCUACUUCCGGGAAGUAAGUGAUAUUACUACCUUGCUCUUAAUCUGCAAGAUAUUAUGUGAGAUUUAUGGAAAACUCGUGAAUAAACUAAACUGUGAAUAUUA
This is a messenger RNA of Stylophora pistillata, 3253 nucleotides long. RefSeq lists its product as uncharacterized. Lineage: Eukaryota; Metazoa; Cnidaria; Anthozoa; Scleractinia; Pocilloporidae. Gene Ontology annotation, molecular function: RNA binding. Gene Ontology annotation, biological process: RNA splicing. The record is from RefSeq and is a predicted model, not a curated record. Gene Ontology annotation, cellular component: precatalytic spliceosome; ASAP complex.